Molecule: messenger RNA, 1835 nt
Organism: Physeter macrocephalus (sperm whale)
Lineage: Eukaryota; Metazoa; Chordata; Mammalia; Artiodactyla; Physeteridae
Gene: ETS1
Product: ETS proto-oncogene 1, transcription factor
Exons: 7
Coding region: 4-1245 (413 amino acids)
Biological process (GO): cell differentiation; regulation of transcription by RNA polymerase II
Cellular component (GO): nucleus
Molecular function (GO): DNA-binding transcription factor activity, RNA polymerase II-specific; sequence-specific DNA binding
Source: RefSeq, a predicted model, not a curated record
GAUAUGGAAUGUGCAGAUGUUCCACUCUUAACUCCAAGCAGCAAAGAAAUGAUGUCUCAAGCCUUGAAAGCUACUUUCAGUGGUUUCUCUAAAGAGCAGCAACGCCUGGGAAUUCCAAAAGACCCCCGGCAGUGGACAGAGACCCAUGUUCGGGACUGGGUGAUGUGGGCUGUCAAUGAGUUCAGCCUAAAGGGUGUGGACUUCCAGAAGUUCUGUAUGAACGGGGCGGCCCUCUGCGCGCUGGGGAAAGACUGCUUUCUCGAGCUGGCCCCAGACUUCGUCGGGGACAUCUUGUGGGAGCAUCUGGAGAUCCUGCAGAAAGAGGAUGUGAAGCCGUACCAAGUUAAUGGAGUCAACCCUCCCUACCCAGAGUCCCGCUAUACCUCGGAUUACUUCAUCAGCUACGGUAUCGAGCAUGCCCAGUGUGUCCCUCCGUCGGAGUUCUCCGAGCCCAGCUUCAUUACGGAGUCCUACCAGACCCUCCAUCCCAUCAGCUCGGAGGAGCUCCUCUCCCUCAAGUAUGAGAACGACUACCCCUCGGUCAUCCUCCGGGACCCUCUGCAGACGGACACCUUGCAGACUGACUACUUUGCCAUCAAACAAGAAGUGGUGACCCCAGACAACAUGUGCAUGGGGAGGACCAGUCGCGGCAAGCUCGGGGGCCAGGACUCCUUUGAGAGCAUAGAGAGCUACGAUAGCUGCGACCGCCUCACGCAGUCCUGGAGCAGCCAGUCAUCCUUCAACAGCCUGCAGCGCGUCCCGUCCUACGACAGCUUCGACUCAGAGGACUAUCCAGCCGCCCUGCCCAACCACAAGCCCAAGGGCACCUUCAAGGACUAUGUGCGUGACCGUGCCGACCUCAACAAGGACAAGCCUGUCAUCCCUGCUGCGGCCCUGGCUGGCUACACAGGCAGUGGACCAAUCCAGCUGUGGCAGUUUCUUCUGGAAUUACUCACCGAUAAAUCCUGUCAGUCUUUUAUCAGCUGGACAGGAGAUGGCUGGGAAUUCAAGCUUUCUGACCCAGAUGAGGUGGCCAGGAGAUGGGGAAAAAGGAAAAACAAACCUAAGAUGAAUUAUGAGAAACUGAGCCGUGGCCUUCGCUACUAUUAUGACAAAAACAUCAUCCACAAGACGGCGGGUAAACGCUAUGUGUACCGUUUUGUGUGUGACCUGCAGAGCCUCCUGGGGUACACGCCCGAGGAGCUCCACGCCAUGCUGGACGUCAAGCCCGACGCCGACGAGUGAUGGACACCAAGGGGCCGGAGAAACUCUGCUGCGACAUUUCAAAGAACAACCACGUUGGUCGGACUCUUAAUUUUUAAUUGUUAUUCUAUUUUUAAUUUUCCAGAACUCAUUUUUUUACAUUCAGGGGUGGGAGCUAAGUAAGCUGCAGCUAUAAUCAAUUGUGUGCCGUUGGAGGAGGAGAACCAGGACUUGUGGGGUGGGUGGGACAGGAAAUUCUUGAGCGGAUUUUCAGGAGAGAGACAAGGGCCUUCUUAGAAGCUUGAAGGAUCUGGCUUAAGGGAGGAAGAGACUAACGUGUCCAAUCAUUUUUUUAAAAAUCAUCCAUUAAAAACAAAAUGUGUCUUGAGUUACGGACCUAUUAGCAAAAGAAAUUGAUGCAUCAGGAGUCAUGAGACUAAUAAAAGGCAAUUAAUUUCCUUUUGUUGUUAGGUCUGGGAGGGUGAAAAAGAGGGAGGUGGGGUAAAGCCUUUUUUGGGGGGAUGCACUAAAAAUCAAGGACUAUUUACCUGUUAUUCUACUUUCCAAACAAAGAUGGACUUCAGUGGGGAGGGACCAAAACUUGUUUUUGUGUUAAAAUUUAUUCUAUUAAA